AUGAUGUCAUCUCUUACAGCAAUCGACGGCAACUAUACACAGUGGACAGAGUGGUCUGACUGUGGCGUCACAUGUGGUAGAGGUGUCCAGAAUCGAUCAAGAAGCUGCACCAAUCCACCCCCACAAUACGACGGGAAAAGCUGCGAGGAUGUGGGACCAGCCGAUGAAACGAAAGAAUGCAAUAAAAACCCGUGUCCAAUUGAUGGAAAUUACACGGCAUGGUCCAAAUGGUCCGAAUGUUCUGUGACUUGUGGCAGAGGAUCAAGGAAUCGAUCACGAGAAUGCACCAAUCCCUCCCCACAAUACGGUGGAAAGGACUGCAACGUUUUGGGUCCUGCAAACGAUAUCCAAGAGUGCAACAAAUCUGCAUGUCCUCCGCCCUGCUCGGCUGGUCUCGAUGUUGGCAUCGUGUUGGACAAAUCAAAAAGUGUCAAGAUCGCCAAUCUUCAUAAAGUAAUCGAUUCACUGGUUGACCUCGUGGACAAGUUUGAGCCGGCCCCAGACAAAGAUCAUUUUGGUUUAGUUACGUUCAAUAGGAGAGCCCACGUUGAGUUCACGUUUGCUGAGGAAGCUCGUUUCAGCAAAGAGCAACUAAAAGAAAAAAUAAAAGACAUGCCACGUACAUUGGAGCUUCAGACGCGCACUGAUCUGGCUAUGCAGGCAGCCAGAGAUCAGCUUUUCUCGCCAUCUGGAGGAGACAGACCAGAUAAACCAAAUGUCAUGAUUGUACUCACGGAUGGAAAACCUACAAAACAACCCAGGGAUUUCAAGAUUUUCGCAACUGAGUUUUACCAGGACCCCAAGGUUGCUGAUCUGUACACCGUUGCAGUGGGUAUUGGAACUGGCAUCAACAUAGCAACCUUACAUGAUAUAGCCGGUUCCAAUGGAAAUGUAAUCGCUGUAGAAAGCUUUGAUCAGUUAGAAGCGGAACUGAGUGAAAUUAAGGACAAAGUCUGUGAAUAAACACGGAAUGAAAGCAACAGCAAGCAUUGCUUGCAAAAGAACCAUUAAGAGGGACAACAUUGGAAUUCACUGGGGUAGCAGUAACCGGGUUACAGAGCCAUGCAUAAGGAGUACUUAUGGAGAAAAACGGA
Molecule: messenger RNA, 1094 nt
Organism: Pocillopora verrucosa
Lineage: Eukaryota; Metazoa; Cnidaria; Anthozoa; Scleractinia; Pocilloporidae
Source: RefSeq, a predicted model, not a curated record